AAAGUAAUAUCGAUGGCCCAGGUAGGCAAAUAAGAAGUAAUUGUAGAUAGACCAAGUAGACAAAGAAGUCAUUGAACGUCGGAGAAAAAAAAAAACAAAAACCAAAGAGAAAUAACGAACGUGCACGAGAUUAGUAAUUUAAAAAAAUGGGAUAUUAUGUAACUGAGUAUGCAAAAUCAGUUCCCAAACAAAUUAUACAAAAUCGGUAAACUUCUCCUUUAAUAAACGGUACAGUACAGAUACAAGCGCGAAUGAUUUUAUUUCUACUAAUGUACUGGCUGUUACUGUACUUGAUUGGCGCCCUCUUUCUAACAUCUAAAAGUGGAACGUUAUAAUAUUGGUCUGGAUGGUGGCGCUUUAGAACCCCAGACCACUGAUGAGAACAACAGAGCAACUUUGAUGCUGUUGUAGAGAAAAUAAAGACAUUUUUAUUUUCUUCUGCAAAAAAAGUCUGAACACUUGCCAUUAGAAACCUCAUCAAGUUAUUGCAAUAUGGAUGGUGUUGUUUCCACACUAACAAGAAUCCCGUUAAAGGGGGUUGUUAUAGUACAUUUUAUCUUAACAAUUUGGGCAUCGCAAUGUGUAUGGCUGUCUCCUGCAUAUCAAUAUAUGAACCUCUUCCUCUUAAUAGUCGCUCUGUGGGCCAUAGGCACGCCAUCUUCCAUCGAUAGUAUUCAAAUGCUUCUGGUCUUGCACGUCAUAAGCAUCGUAAUGGAGGUUAUACUAAUCAGCGUUUAUUUCCCGAAAUACACGGACGCAGGUUCAACAGAAUUUAAGUUCAGUGCUGCUAUGGCGAUAAUCAACCUUAUCCUCCGACCUAUUACAGCUGUCAUUAUUGCGACGCACUACCGGGCCCGUGGUGGCGAAACUAACAUCGGCUUCUCAAAUCCAACUUACAAAGGCUACGAAAACUUUGACAACCCACCAACGAUUGGGAUCCCACCUCAAGGCAGCACCCCAGCAGGACCGUCUAUGGGUAACCAAUAUGGAGGCCCUUAAGCUCCUAAAAAAAAUAUGGUAACACCUUAGGUUUGCGAGUACAGGUAUCUUUAGUUAAUUCCUGGUAAGUAAAGUAGUUUGUGAACACACGUGCAAUAUAGUGUGCAUGUAGAGACAAGGUUUGUUGGUAACUGUGGAAUUUACUAUUUAAUAAUUUAUUCUAAAAAAUGGCAAUAAUUUCUUGUAAAUAGUGGUAGGUAAUGGUUGCAACGUAAUAUCAAUGUUUGUCAAAAACCCUGCGUAGUUUAUCAAAACCCAGGUAUGAUCUACCUCCCAGCACAAAAGAGGGUGCUCUGUUAGAUUCUCGCAAUUCGUAUUGAAAGUGAAUUAUAAUUAUAAAUACAGCUAUAUGUUUGGAAUGGUAUUUAUUUAUUUCUGAAAUGUUCUGUAAAUCUUAGAAGUCUACAAAUAUCCACAUUUUGAAAAUGGAAUUGAAGUUUGGUCUCAUCAAGUUAUAAUGAGGUCAAAAUAUUUAAAGCUGUUUUUGCAGCAAUGAUUGGUUAUAAUUAAUUUAAAAUUUAUUGUUCGUAUGCAUAAUAGGUUUUAAUUAUAUUGGAGAUAAAAUGUUCAAUAUCCCCGUCAAUCAAAGUAAGCCUUAUUGUUUGAUUGACCUCCAUGUGCUUAGACGGGAAGCAGGCUGGUUUCUCCCCUGACACUUGACCCCUGGUAUUUUUUCUCCUGGACAUUUUCCUCCUAGACUUCCCCCCCCCCCUUUCAAGAAUUUUUAUACAAGGAAUACAUCAAGAUUUAUAUCAUCUCUUUUAUAUUAAAUCUUUAUUAAAUCAAUUGCACAAGUAACAACAAUAUUUACAUGGAGAAUAUGUAUACAAUUGUAGGUGGCAAUGUAUCUAAAUAGUAUAAGACAUGAAUUUCUUAAUGUAAAAACUGACAAAGCUAUAAUUUUUUACAUAAUUAAUUUUUUUUAUAAAACUUAAAUACUUUUGAUUAUCUAUUUCUAUCUAUCCAUAAGGAAUAAAUAAGGUUGAUUACAUUUGCUCUUUAUAGUUAUUAAAUGUUUAUUAUUAUUAUUGUUGUUAUCAUUAUUAUCAUGAAAUUAUCCAUACAGAAUAAACAAGGUUAUUACAUUUGGGGAAAAUGGGGGGUGGGGAAGGGGAAAAUGCCCGGGGAAAACAGCCUAGAACCAUGCUUAGAUAGUGGUGUAGUAAUGGUCUAUAAUUAUAGAGCGGUGCCUAAGUAACGUUGAAGCUGAAGUCAGCCAAGUGUUAACACCGUGUUAAGACCAUGUAUGGCAAGUCAGUCUUAGGGAUCGGAGUAGCGUUGAUUUUGGUUAUUAUAAAAUCCCAACAUUUUAACCAAGAGUGAAUCCACGACAAGUACAACAACCUAUAAAACAAUUUACUCUACUCCGAAUGAAAUUUAUAAUUAUUAUUCCCAAAUUAUAUGUGAAGGAAAUUCAUUGAUCUAGUACAAUGCCAGAGACAAACACACAAUAAGGUACAAAAAAAAA
Anneissia japonica is the source of this 2467-nucleotide messenger RNA. Its product is annotated as type-1 angiotensin II receptor-associated protein-like. The coding region runs from base 493 to 999 and encodes 168 amino acids. The transcript is spliced from 6 exons. The record is from RefSeq and is a predicted model, not a curated record. Gene Ontology annotation, biological process: angiotensin-activated signaling pathway. Lineage: Eukaryota; Metazoa; Echinodermata; Crinoidea; Comatulida; Comatulidae. Gene Ontology annotation, cellular component: plasma membrane.